AUGGUUAUCAAGCUUGUCACUCGAAACUUACGACUUAGCACUACGUUUGGAAUAUCAAUAUACUGUUUCUGUCUGUCUGUCUAUUUUAUAAAAACUGCUAUCUAUCUAUCUAUCUCAGUCCUUUUAAUAUCUAUCUAUCUAUCUAUCUAUCUAUCUAUCUAUCUAUCUAUCGUCCCUUUUAAUAUCUUCCUUUUAAUAUCUAUCUAUCUAUCUAUCUAUCUAUCUAUCUAUCUAUCUAUCUAUCUAUCUCAUCCUUUUAAUAUAUAUCUAUCUAUGUCAAUCCUAAUAUAUAUCUCUCUGUUUCCUUUUAAUAUCUAUCUAUCUAUCUAUCUAUCUAUCUAUCUAUCUAUCUAUCUAUCUAAGUCCUUUGCAUAUCUAUCUAUCUAUCUAUCUAUCUAUCUAUCUAUCUAUCUAUCUAUCAAUUUCUGUCACUUUAAUAUCUAUCUAUCUAUCUAUCUAUCUAUCUAUCUAUCUAUCUAUCUAUCUAUCUAUCUAUCUAUCUAUGUCCUUUGCAUAUCUAUCUAUCUGUCUAUCUAUCUCCCUAAGUCAUUUUCAUAUCUAUCUGUCUAUCUAUGUAUCCAUGUAACUCAUUUUCACAUCUAUCUAUCUAUCUAUCUAUCUAUCUAUCUAUCUAUCUAUCUAUCUAUCUAUCUAUUUAUCCUUUUCAUAUAUAUCUAUCUAUCCUUUUCAUAUAUAUCUAUCUAUCCUUUUUUAUCUUUGUAUCUAUCUGUCUAUUUACCUAACGUCUUUUCACAUCUAUCUAUCUAUCUAUCUAUCUAUCUAUCUAUCUAUCUAUCUAUCUAUCUAUCUAUCUAUGUAAGUCUUUUCAUAUCUAUCUAUCUAUCUAUCUAUCUAUCUAUCUAUCUAUCUAUCUAUCUAUCUAUGUCAGUCGUUCUAAUAUCUAUCUAUCUGUCUACUUUUAAUGUCUAUCUGUCUAUCUAUCUAUCUGCGUCCUUUUCAUAUCUAUCUAUCUAUCUAUCUGACUGUCUAUCUAUCUCUAAGUCAUUUUCAUAUCUAUCUAUCUAUCUAUCUAUCUAUCUAUCUAUCUAUCUAUCUAUCUAUCUAUCUAUCUCAGUCCUUUUCAUAUCUUGCGAUGUACCUAAGUACUUUUCAUAUCUAUCUAUCUCUGACGCAUUACGGGCGUCCGGCGACGGCGAACGAAGGCCGGCCAACAAAUGCGACGAACUUACGCCCUUAGUUUCCAAGGCGCCUUACGGGCGUCCGGCGACGGCGAACGAAGGCCAUCGACGGAUUUACGCAUUUGCAUUCCAAGGCGAAUUACGGCCGUCCGGCGAACGAAGGCCGGCCAACAUCUGCGACGGACUUAUGCAUUUAUAUUCUAAGGCGCAUUACGGGCGCCCGGCAACGGCGAACGAAUUCUGGCCAAUAACAACUACGAACAUACCAUCUGAGGCGCAUUACGGCUGUCCGGCGACCGUGAACGACUCUCUUACAGCUAAUUGA
Molecule: messenger RNA, 1464 nt
Organism: Acanthosepion pharaonis
Lineage: Eukaryota; Metazoa; Mollusca; Cephalopoda; Sepiida; Sepiidae
Source: the annotation of a GenBank genome assembly